AUGGCCGCCUACAACCAGCCGGCCCCGCCCUACACGGGCCCCAGUGUGUCGUACUUCAACCCUAGUGCCCCUUACGACUACUCCCAGUUCAACCCCUACACCAUUAACCAGCCAGAUCCCAACUUCUACGCCCUGCCUCCAUGUGGGCCGAUGAACUCCAGCUCCACAACGGUGGUGAUACAGCAACCAGUGCCAGCCUUGGGGAUGAACGGCCGCCGGAGCUGGUCCACAGGCAUGUGUGAUUGCUGCAAGGAUAUGAAUAUUUGUUGCUGUGGAACUUUUUGCUAUUGUUGCAUGGCUUGCCAGAUAGCCACACAGCUCGGAGAGUCCUUCUGCGUGCCUUGUUUUGUGCCGGGCUGGCAAACCGUUUUGCGGACGAAAAUGAGACUUCAACACGCUAUUUCUGGAAGUGUCAUGGACGAUUGUUUAGCGACAACUUUUUGUUUCCCCUGCACUCUGUGUCAGCUAGCACGUGAAUUGAAACUAUACACCACUAGGGGUCAGGUCAUGCAUUGA
This is a messenger RNA of Candidula unifasciata, 516 nucleotides long. The record is from the annotation of a GenBank genome assembly. NCBI's taxonomy places the organism in Eukaryota, Metazoa, Mollusca, Gastropoda, Stylommatophora, Geomitridae.